Molecule: messenger RNA, 1188 nt
Organism: Lolium perenne
Lineage: Eukaryota; Viridiplantae; Streptophyta; Magnoliopsida; Poales; Poaceae
Source: RefSeq, a predicted model, not a curated record
AUGGGUGCCCUGGAGCUCCCGCCAGGGGUUACUACAGCCCUGGACAGGCUUCGUCGUGCUUUCCUCUGGGCUGCCACGGACCGUGUCACCGGCGCCAAGUGUCUCGUGGCCUGGGAAUGGGUGUGCCGCUCGAAGGAGGAAGGUGGGCUUGGCGUCCGCUCCUUGCCUGUCCAGAAUGCCUGCCUGCUCACCAAGCUGCUCCACCGUCUCCACUGCGCUACGGAUGAAUCCUGGCCCCGUUGGGUCUGGCGCAGCCUUGAUGGGCUGCCGCUUGAUGAUGCUGCCCGCUCCACGCCGCUCUCCGGCAUGCACUGGGCGUCCCUGCUUCGCUUGCUCCCCCUGUACCGCGCCAUCUCUCGCGUGGCUGUCAGGGAUGGUAAACGGACCUCGUUCUGGUGCGACCACUGGCUCCCGCUGGGCACCCUCGAGUCUGCCAUGCCAGAGCUGUUCUCCCACUGUUCGUCCCCGUCCGCGACAGUUCGGCACGUCCUGGAUGCGGGGCUGGACUCGACUCUGGUGGCGCGUCUCUCGGCGAAGGCUGCCAGACAGCGUGAGACGCUCCUCCCCAUCCUGUCGCGCGUGAGGCUUACUGAUGGAGCCGACUCGCGCUCUCUCCCGCUCUGCGCCCGCGGAGAGCGUCUGAGCACCUCCUCGCUCUAUCGGCUCUGCACCAACGGCGGCGUCCGCGACGUCCACCACCCCUUCGUCUGGUGCAACUCCGCCCCGGCGCGGGUCCGUUUCUUCGCUUGGCUGCUGGUCAGAGGGCGAAUCCAGUGCCGUUCAAAUCUGCUGCGCAAAGGCAUCCUUGACGAGCGCGGCAGCCACUGCCCCAUCUGUGAUGGCCCCCUGGAGACACCUGACCACAUCAUGUUUGGGUGCGAGUUCGCCUGCCGUUUUUGGGCUCUGCUGGGCGCCGAUGCUGCCGCUACUCACAAGGUGACGGAGGCGUCAACCUGCCCCCUCCCUCCCUCUGCUCCGGCGGGGUCUGCAACGACGCUGCGGAUGCUAUGCCUCUGGCACCUCUGGAAGCAUCGCAACGGAGUUGUUUUCAACGGGCUCGCUCCCUCUCUUUCCCUGGUGCGUAAGAACUGCAGAGACGAUGCCGUGCUCUGGCGUGCUCAUCUUCCCAUGGAGCAGCGAGCCGACGUUGACCUCUGGCUCACCUACCUACUCCCUGUUCGGCUCUAG